AUGGGGUUUUGUGAUAGUUGGGUUCGUCGUAUUAUGGAUUGUCUGUCAAGUGUCUCUUUUGCUUUCAAGAUAACCGGGAAAAUUUCUGGUUCCGUGAUCCCGUCAAGAGGUCUCCGACAAGGAGAUCCUAUAUCUCCCUAUUUAUUUCUCAUUGUUGCCGAUGCUUUCUCUACAUUACUGUCUAAGGCUGCCAGUGAGAACCGUAUUCAUGGGGUGAAGAUAUGUAAUGGUGCCCCCAGAAUAUCGCACCUGUUUUUUGCAAAUGAUAGUAUACUUUUUUCCAAGACGUCUGUUGGAGAAUGCUCUAUUAUAGUUGAUAUUAUCAGCAAAUAUGAAAGAGCAUCUGGUCAAAGUGUCAAUCUAGAUAAACUAGAUGUCAUUUUCAGCAAAGAGUCGCUCCUUCACUCGGUACUGCAAGCUCGAUAUUUUAAGCACUCUUCUGUGUUGGAGGCUUUUAGGGGCCAUGAUCCGAGCUACUUGUGGCGGAGUAUAUGGGGGGCGAAAUCACUUCAAUUGGAUGGUUUGACGUGGAGAGGGGGAAAUGGGAUAAAUGUCAAUGUUUGGAUGGAUGAUUGGCUUCCUGGGAGCAGCAUACCACCGGUGCCUAUGAAUGGUCAGACUGUUGACCCAGAUAUGAGGGUAAUCGAUCUCCUUGAUGCAGAAUGUGGAGAGUGGGGUAGUAUGGCUGUCAAUGAGGUCUUUUAUAGGAGACAUAUUGUAGAUGAUGAGCUAUGUAGGUACUGCGGAGUUGAAGUGGAGUCGAUCAUACAUGUCUUAUUCCAGUGCCCGUUGGUGAGAGAGAUGUGGGAGAAUAGUAGUUAUGCGAGCAUUGCCUAA
Molecule: messenger RNA, 837 nt
Organism: Spinacia oleracea (spinach)
Lineage: Eukaryota; Viridiplantae; Streptophyta; Magnoliopsida; Caryophyllales; Amaranthaceae
Exons: 3
Coding region: 1-837 (278 amino acids)
Source: RefSeq, a predicted model, not a curated record